AUGGCGCCCGUCGCCCAAAGUGAUAUUGACGCGGAGAGUCGUACUUCGGGCCAGGAUUCUCCCCUGCGCCGACAAUUCUCCGAACCAUUGCAUGCACCAUCAACAUCAACACCAACUGCCCAGUCUCCUGCGCCUGUCGCGUCCAAGGACAAAUGUCCAGACUGUGGUGAAUUUUUUGAGGCAUCAAAUGAGGAAAAUGGUCUGAAAGAGCACAUUGCCACUGUGCACCCGCAGCUCGCCAGGGCAUCGGAAGCUCAUGAUGAUGCGGCCGACGAAGAAAUGGCAGAGGGAGAUGAAAAUGUUGAUGAUGAACCCAUUGAUGAGGAAGACGAUGAGCAACAGCAAGACAUUGACGGAGAUGACGAUGUUGCUAAUGGCGACGAGGCGCCAGAACACGACGAUGCUAUGGUCGAAGAUCUCGACAAGCCCAGCGAAGAGGCCGGCGGAGACGUUGAUGGCAACGACCAGGGCCCUGUCCUCGAGACCGCGACCGCGACCGGCUCCGAGGUAGAUUUUGGGGCAGAAGAUAAUAUCCCCCGAGGCAAACAAGAGUUUCUGUCAGCAGAAAUGCGCCUUUUGAAUCGCUGGGAUAUCCAUGAUGCUCGCAGCUUUUCCCGAAACUAUGAUGACACCACAACCGAACUGGAACAGGACUGGGAUUAUGCAUUUAAAGUGGCCAAGCCUUUCAAGAAGCGCAAUUCGUUGCAACUACCAGAACGCCCGGAUCCGUACAAGAAAGCGCGGGUUGAUCGAGGCAAAUUUCUUGAACUUACCCCAAUUGAGGAUUUCCUGGUCGACCUGCGUGACCCUGAAACGCGCUCGCCGGAGGAGCUCUACGCCAUCACCGCAAACGUUGCGCGUGCUCUUUCGACAUGGCAAGAUGAGUACUUCGCUGUGGAUCGACUGUACAAGCUGUCUACAGGACAGUACGAGAAAUUGGCUCCUGAUCCGCGGAAGAAGGUCGAGGACCCCGAUGUCACGGCUGCAAAGAAAGAGGCAACGCUCUAUCAAUACAAGUAUGAUGCCAGCAAGCACAAGAAAGGCUUGGACCAGGACCCUUGGAUUCAAGGUGGUUUCCGGCCAACCCCGACUCAGGCACGGAAGGCCAUGAAGACCGCCAAGGUCGAGCCGGGCACCACGCCAAACAUUGACGGAUGGCGUACUCUCCGCAAGUUUGGCAUUGAAUACGUUCCCAAGUAUCAGGAUCCACCUCCGGAAGAUAUACCUUCUAAGGCCACACGGACACGCAAGGCGCAAGAAAUGGAAGCGGCCGCGGCUGCUGAUGAGGCAGCUCGUCAAGCUGCCGCUGAGGAAGAAGAGGAACAGCUACAACUUGCAACGAAGCGGCAAACACGUGGGGGCCGUGCUGCGCUUGAUGCAAUGGACGACCAGGAAUUCUCAACGCCCACAUCCACAAGGGGCACUGGUCGUGGUCGUGGACAACGCGGACAAGGUCGUGGACGUGGACGUGGCCGGGGUGGUGCAAGCACAGCCCCAGGAGUAUCUUCUGAAACACCUACCCCAGACGGUCAAGCACCUACUCGUGGCAGAGGCAGAGGUACUGGUGCUAUUCGCGGGACAAGAGGUGGUAAUACCCGGGGUGGUAGAGGUAAAGGCCGAGCAACCACUACGCCCAUUGGGACACCGCAGCAAGGAUCGCCCACUGCCACUCCAGUACCUUCUUCUCGUCCGACAUCUCUCGCUCCUGGUCCGUCACAGCUGGCGUUCAUCGAACCCAUGCCGAAUGGGGGUUUUGUGACCAUGCAACCUCCGAAACCCUUCACAACACCAGAACUACCGGAUGAACUUGACCCUGCUGAGGUGGAGCGGCGCGAAAGAGCUCGCGCCGAGAAGAUUGCUAACUCCAAGAAUCCUAGACGCACAGAAGCCAUGCUUAACCACUGGGCCCGGUUCAACCAAGCAGGCCGUAUCCGACAGCCUAAGCGGUCUAAGGACGAGAUCGAGGCUGACCGCGUGGCAGCAGCGGCCAAGAAAGCAGUUCAACCGCCGAAAAUUGGUGGCAGGAAGAAGAAGUCACCAUCAGUCCCUGGUGUCAACCCUCCAAUGGCCAACCCGGGUAUUGCUCCCGCACCGGCACCCUUGCCACCCCCAGGCCCACCCCCAGGUCCCGCACCAGUUCGUGCUCUUCCAGGCCCGCCGCCAGGCCCUGGUCCUGCGCCAUCGGCAGCUCCAACAUCUCUCCCUGCACCAACACCGUCUCAAGCACCACCGCCACCACCACACGGGCAUCCAAAAGCACACCCAUCAGCUUCCAACCCUGGUUUCCCUCUCCCAGCGCCUGCCGGUCACGCUCUUGGUCCCGGCGGCCCUCUCGCCCCGCAUCCACCUCGCUACACGACACCAUAUUCGCCAUUUGGCCAUAUCGAUCCUCGAGGGAUAGCUCAUUUCCCAUCCGGCCCUUUCCAGCCACCACCACCGCAACCACAAUAUCAAACCCCAUAUCCGCCAGAUAGAUUUUUUAUUCCGUUUGGGAAUGCUGGGUUACCGCCGCCGGGACAUGGGCAUAGACGGCCUGCGUGA
This is a messenger RNA of Aspergillus chevalieri, 2541 nucleotides long. RefSeq lists its product as uncharacterized. The record is from RefSeq and is a predicted model, not a curated record. The transcript has a single exon. The coding region runs from base 1 to 2541 and encodes 846 amino acids. Lineage: Eukaryota; Fungi; Ascomycota; Eurotiomycetes; Eurotiales; Aspergillaceae.